Molecule: messenger RNA, 1520 nt
Organism: Aegilops tauschii subsp. strangulata
Lineage: Eukaryota; Viridiplantae; Streptophyta; Magnoliopsida; Poales; Poaceae
Product: fructose-1,6-bisphosphatase, cytosolic
Biological process (GO): sucrose biosynthetic process; fructose metabolic process; gluconeogenesis
Cellular component (GO): cytosol; cytoplasm
Molecular function (GO): fructose 1,6-bisphosphate 1-phosphatase activity
Source: RefSeq, a predicted model, not a curated record
GUCCUGGUCAAAUGGGCACAAGCGCUUCCAGUAAGUAAUCCAGUUGCUCCUCCCCUUCUUUCCCGGACACGUCUGGCCGCGCUGCCGUGCCGAGCAUAUCCACGCUACGCUACACCGACGUGGAAGCCCCCACCGCACCUCAUCCGGCACGCCUCCCACCGGCUUCGGCCUAUAUCAAUCUCCGGGCCGCGCACCGGAUGCCGCCUCCCAUUUCCCCCUCCCAUCUCUAACAACCAUCCGCGGGCGGUGCAAUCUGUUUGUAUCCGUCGCUCGCUCCCGACGACCGAGAAGAGCUAGCGCCGUUGCUCGGCGGAGGCCAGGCGAGAAGAGGAGAUGGACCACGCGGCGGAGGCGCAGCGGACGGACCUGAUGACGAUCACGCGGCACGCGCUGAACGAGCAGGGGCGGCACCCGGAGUCCCGGGGCGACUUCACCAUCCUCCUCUCCCACAUCGUCCUCGGCUGCAAGUUCGUCGCCUCCGCCGUCAACAAGGCCGGCCUCGCCAAGCUCAUCGGCCUCGCCGGCGAGACCAACGUCCAGGGGGAGGAGCAGAAGAAGCUGGACGUGCUCUCCAACGAGGUCUUUGUCAAGGCGCUCGUCAGCAGCGGCCGCACCUGUGUGCUCGUGUCUGAAGAGAACGAGGCGGCCAUCUUCGUGGACGCGCCCCUCCGCGGAAAGUACUGCGUGUGCUUCGACCCGUUGGACGGCUCCUCCAACAUCGACUGCGGCGUCUCCAUCGGCACGAUCUUUGGAAUCUACAUGAUCAAAGACAAGGACAACGCGACUCUGGAGGACGUGCUGCAACCCGGGACCCACAUGAUCGCCGCUGGCUACUGCAUGUACGGGAGCUCAUGCACGCUUGUGUUGAGCACUGGGAACGGUGUAAAUGGCUUCACUCUUGAUCCUUCCCUGGGAGAGUUCAUACUUACCCAUCCCAACAUAAAGAUACCAAACAAAGGGAAGAUCUACUCGGUGAACGAAGGAAAUGCCAGAAACUGGGACGCGCCUACAGCGAAGUACGUAGAGAGAUGCAAGUUUCCCCAAGACGGCUCAUCACCAAAAUCCUUGAGAUAUAUUGGAAGUAUGGUUGCUGAUGUUCAUCGCACCCUGCUCUACGGAGGCAUAUUUCUGUACCCCGCCGACAAGAAGAGCCCCAACGGGAAGCUUCGUGUUCUGUACGAGGUUUUCCCCAUGUCGUUCCUGAUGGAGCAAGCCGGAGGCCAGUCUUUCACCGGCAAACAUCGGGCCCUUGAAAUUGUUCCUUCUGAGAUACACCAGAGGUCUCCGAUAUUCCUCGGGAGCUACGAUGAUGUGGAGGAGAUUAAAUCACUGUACGCUGCGGAGUCGAGCACCGCCUGAUCUGAGUACCUGAAGACACAUACACAUGUUCCGCAUCGGGUAGCUAAAAGAAAAGGUUAUGUUCCGCGUUGUGACAAAACUCCUUAGGUAGUGUUAUGGUGAUUCUGAGAUCAUUGUCAUGGCCUCGAUGUAACAAUAUCCGUGUAUACAUAUAUUUGACA